Melospiza georgiana is the source of this 1984-nucleotide messenger RNA. It is a transcript of the gene TMEM117, whose product is annotated as transmembrane protein 117. Bases 112 to 1647 code for a protein of 511 amino acids. Gene Ontology annotation, biological process: intrinsic apoptotic signaling pathway in response to endoplasmic reticulum stress. NCBI's taxonomy places the organism in Eukaryota, Metazoa, Chordata, Aves, Passeriformes, Passerellidae. The transcript has 8 exons. The record is from RefSeq and is a predicted model, not a curated record.
CAGCAGCAGCGGCAGCAGGAGCAGCAGCAGCAGCGGCAGCAGCAGCAGCAGCAGCGCGCCCGCGGCGCCGGAUCCCCGCGGCGGCAAAACCCACUUCUGCAGUAUCUGAGGAUGGGUAAAGACUUCCGCUACUACUUCCAGCACCCAUGGUCUCGCUUAGUUGUGGCUUACUUAGUGAUCUUCUUUAACUUCUUAAUAUUUGCUGAGGACCCAGUAUCCCACAGCCAGACAGAAGCCAAUGUUAUUGUUGUUGGUAAUUGUUUCUCCUUUGUAACAAACAAAUACCCUGAAGGAGGAGGCUGGAGAUUUUUGAAGGUCUUUAUGUGGCUCCUGGCCAUUCUCACAGGACUGAUAGCUGGGAAAUUUCUCUUCCAUCAGUGCUUGUUUGGUCGGUUGCUUCGUCUGAAAAUGUUUCGAGAGGACCAUGGGUCUUGGAUGACGAUGUUCUUCAGUACCAUCCUCUUCCUCUUCAUAUUUUCUCACAUUUAUAACCUGAUCCUCAUUAUGGCAGGGAAUAUGAGUGCAUACAUUAUAACAGACUUCAUGGGCAUCAGGAAUGAAAAUUUUAUGAAGGUAGCUGCAGUUGGGACUUGGAUGGGAGAUUUUGUCACAGCAUGGAUGGUCACAGAUAUGAUGCUUCAGGAUAAACCCUACCCAGACUGGGGAAAGUCUGCCAGAGCUUUCUGGAAGAAAGGAAACAUUAGGAUCAUUUUAUUCUGGACGGUUCUGUUUACUCUGACCUCUGUAGUUGUGCUUGUCAUCACUACUGACUGGAUCAGCUGGGACAAGCUGAAUCGUGGAUUUCUGCCAAGUGAUGAGGUCUCAAGAGCCUUCUUGGCUUCUUUCAUCUUGGUGUUUGACCUUCUUAUUGUCAUGCAGGACUGGGAGUUUCCACAUUUUAUGGGUGAUGUUGAAGUGAAUCUUCCAGGCUUGCCUUCAGCACACAUGCAAUUCAAAGUACCUUAUUUCCAAAAAAUGCUGAAAGAGGAAUAUCACAUACACAUAACAGGCAAAUGGUUUAACUAUGGAAUUAUCUUCCUUGUUUUAAUCUUGGAUCUGAAUAUGUGGAAGAACCAAAUAUUUUACAAACCUCAUGAGUAUGGUCAAUAUAUCGGUCCUGGACAGAAGAUCUACACAGUGAAGGACUCAGAGAGCUUGAAAGACCUUAACAGAACUAAGUUGUCUUGGGAGUGGAGAUCCAAUAACACAAACCCAUUGACGAACCGGACCUAUGCCGAAGGGGACAUGUUCUUGCACAGCAGGUUCACAGGCUCCAGCCUUGAUGUCAAAUGCCUGGCUUUUAUUCCAAGUUUGCUGGCUUUUGCUUUGUUUGGUUUCUUCAUCUGGUUCUUUGGGCGAUUUCAGAAAACUGACCAAGGCAUGGAGAAUUUAGACAAAUCGUACACAAGAAUGAAAAGAAAGUCACCAUCAGAUAUGGGAAUGACACGAGAAAAUACACAGGUGUUAGAAGAACCAUUGAAUUUUCAAGAACCACACCUGGUAUCCAUAAAAUCAGACUUAAGUGAAAUAGUUUUUAAUUCUUCUCUUCUAACUUCUGAAAACUUGAACGCACAACUGAACAAACAAGACAGCCCUUUACAGCCAGUACCAGACUCCUCUGUCCCUAAGAAUAAUCCUGUGACAUAGAGGAAAAUACCCAGGAAAAUCUGUUUAAAUAAGCAGUUACUCUAAGAUUUCAGUUUUACCUUUUGUAAGUUAAGAUUUACAUAGUGUUUAGAAUAAGAAACUCAACCUAUACCAAGAGGUGCUCAGCAUGCUUUUUCUAGGAAUUUUGGGUUUUAUUUGUAUUAUAGUAUGUGCCUAUUGUAUAUCUAACAUUCCUUUAUAGAUUGCUUCCCAAAAUUGCACAAGCUAUUUAUUAAUACAUUACCUUAACUGUAUAAUAGUGUAUUAGAUGAUUACUUGCAGGUAUAAAAUUCUACCGUGGUGGUGCCUUGAGACAUUAAACUGUUUUUUAACUCAA